Messenger RNA from Triplophysa rosa, 1675 nucleotides. RefSeq names its product gastrula zinc finger protein XlCGF7.1-like. The transcript has 2 exons. Gene Ontology annotation, cellular component: nucleus. Bases 198 to 956 code for a protein of 252 amino acids. Lineage: Eukaryota; Metazoa; Chordata; Actinopteri; Cypriniformes; Nemacheilidae. The record is from RefSeq and is a predicted model, not a curated record.
GGACUUCAGUAGAGUCUGCAUCAAUGCGCGCAUCGAGGGCACGAAGGAGGCGCUCGCGAGCAGACUUCUGAGCGCUAAAAAGACAAAUGGGACACCCUACGGACACGUAGACUUGAUCUGUUCCACCAUAGCACACAGCGAAGUUCAGCGACGCCCUGAAUGAAGUUGAGGAGAAACAUCAGUGUCAGAAUCUUGUAAUGCUAGAAAUGUCUUCAAGUAGUGGGCAGAAGAACGAGAUUUUCUCAACGAAAAGAAAUCAAAGAACAGAAGACGGCAAGCCUCUUAUCUGCCCUCAGUGUGGAAAGUGUUUCAAAUACACACGUCAUUUUGAGGGCCACAUGAGAACUGACACUGGGGUGUGCCCAUAUACAUGCCCCCAGUGUGGAAAGAGUUUCAGAGAUAAAUCAAAUAUUAAGGCACAUAUGAGAAUUCACACCGGUGAGUGCCCAUAUGCAUGUUCUCUGUGUGGAAAGAGUUUCAAACGCAAAAGUCAGUUUGAGGGCCACAUGAGAAUUCACACUGGAGAGCGCCCAUACACAUGUCCUCAGUGUGGAAAGAGUUUCAAGGAUCAUUCAAAUCUUGCAUCACAUAUGAGAAUUCACACGGGAGAGCGCCCAUACAUAUGUCCUCGGUGUGGAAAGAGUUUCAAAAAUAAAUCAAAUCUUUCGUCACAUAUGAGAAUUCACACUGGAGAGCGGCCAUAUGUAUGUCCACAGUGUGAAAAGAGUUUUAAACAGAAGGCAACGCUUGAGAAGCACAUGGGAAUUCAUACUGGAGAGUGCCCCUACACAUGUCCUCAGUGUGGAAAGAGUUUUAAACAGAAAAAUAAUCUUAAGGUGCACAUAAGAAUUCACACUGGAGAGCGCCCAUACACUUGUCCUCAGUGUGGAAAGAGUUUCAAAUGCAAACCAACAAUUAAUCGGCACAUGAGAAUUCAUGCUGGACAGCAUCCAUGAACAACUUUAGUGUGGAACGAGUACACAUCUGCAUUUCACAAUUUUCUUCCUCAGAUCCCCUCGAACUCUAUCAGGUUGAAUGACCAUCAGUAGACAGACAUUUUUAGAUUUCUACAGAGAUGUUCAAUUGGGUUCAAGCACUGGCUGGACCCCUCAAGGACAUUAGCUGCAGUUCUAUAGGCAAGCCACGCUGAGGCAAUAACCUCAAACCUCCACCUGCGGGGUGUUCUGAAGUAUUUGGUGCCUGAGAUUUUCUUUGACGCUGGGCCGAACGAGUUUCCUGCGUCACGUUAAAGUGCUAUGGAAAACAUAAGAGCACACUCUUCAGAUCAAACAGUCUUUAAAAUGAUGCUUACACUUGUAAGUUAAGCAUGAAUUGAAGAAUUUAUGCAUUAAUAAUUUUUUUGCACAGUAGUUUAGGUCGUCUGUUACAUUAUGUGUAAUUCAACGAUCACAGCUAUUACUUUCCCGAAGAUGUGGUGAGAGAAUGUUCCAGUUAAAUGAGCCAACACAUGUUUAUUGUGUAUUACUGUUCACUUUGAGAGGCUGUAGAAAGGUGAUGUAAAUGUAUGUUUAUUUGCAUAAUAAAGUGUAUUUGAUACCAUGAUUACCAUAGACUGAUUUCACUCCGCUGCCAUGUUGAAAUCGAAAGCUUUUGAUUUAAAAAUGGAGGCGGCGUGAAAUCAGUCUAUAGCUGAUUUCACAUUAAAGGGAUACUA